AUGAAAUUGAAAAUAUGGUUCAACUACUCUUCAAUUAUGAAUGAAGAUCUUUCUCCAGAUAAUCCUCUCUUCUGGAGUCAACCAACGCCUAUCAGUUGUGAUAUUGUUCGGAUUGUUGGUAUAUUCUUAUGUAUUGCAGCUGUUUUUGGCAUUCUUUUAAAUGGAGCUCUUGUCUACAGUUUUAUUCGAUAUAAAGCUCUUCGUCGAUCAUCGAAUAUAUAUGUUAUGUUUAUUGCAAUUAUAGGUCUUAUUGCAUCAUGUACAAUUUUACCAUUAACCGGCAUAUCAUCAGUUUAUUGUAAAUGGUUAUACAAACGUAUAGGAUGUCAAAUGAGUGCUGCUUUGGCAUUCAUAUAUGGAUGUUCAAGUUCUUAUCUUCUUUGUGUAGUAAGUCUUAGUCGAUGUUAUAUUAUUAUACGACCAUUAAAUGCUAAUACUGUUACUGUUACAAAAUCUAUUAUUAUAUCAUGCUUUGCAGUACUUCUUGCCUUCAUAUGGGCUAUGUUACCAAUUUUUGGAUGGAAUGAAUAUAUUAUGGAAGGAGCUCGUACAUCAUGUUGCAUAAAUUGGUACGAUCGACGACUCUCAUAUGUUUCAUUUACAUAUUUUCUUUUCGUUUUUGUAUAUUUUAUUCCACUUGUUAUCCUUAUUGUAUCCAAUACAAUUACUUUAAUUGGUCUUAAACGUAUGCGUGAAAAAAUAAAGCAUGGUGUUAAUACACCAUUGAGUCGAAAACGAAUUGAAAUGGAACGACGUAUUAUUAAAAGUAUUAUUAUCACAACAUGUGGUUUUAUUUUCACUUGGUCGCCGUAUGCUGCUGCCUUGUUUGUUUCAGCCUUUCAAGGCAAAGAUUAUGCAAUACCACCAUUAGCUACUUUUUUAUGUGCUUGCUUUGCUAAAUCAUCAAUUAUAUGGAUUCCAUUACUUCAUAUUGGAACAUCUACUCAAUUUCAAUUCCAUUUUGUUAAUUUAACUACAGUGAACAAUCAAGUGGAAUCUAAUAAAAUGGAAAAUGAAGUACUACAAACACCUCUUAUGACUCAUAUUAACGAUGGUUCAGUAAUUGUUCGCACAGCUACUCUACUUGCCAAGAAAUCAGAAUUUUAA
Molecule: messenger RNA, 1107 nt
Organism: Adineta steineri
Lineage: Eukaryota; Metazoa; Rotifera; Eurotatoria; Adinetida; Adinetidae
Source: the annotation of a GenBank genome assembly